UUUGAAUUUUUUCAGAAAUUCACUUUGGCUUUGGUAUGUGCCAUUUUGGGCGUUGCUGCUGCUGAUGUCUCGCAUUUGAGUGGGGCAUAUGAUUAUCCCAAACAGGAUGCAGGUUAUGGCUACAGUGCUCCCGUUCAACAAGGUGGUUAUGACUAUCAGGCUCCUGUAGCACCUCAACAAACCUAUUUGCCUCCUGCCCAACCCCAGCAAACUUACUUGCCACCUGCUGAACCCCAACAGACCUAUUUGCCACCUGCUGAACCCCAGCAGACCUACUUGCCUCCUGCCCAACCUCAACAGACCUAUUUGCCCCCUGCCCAACCUCAACAGACCUACUUGCCUCCUGCUCAACCUCAACAGACCUACUUGCCUCCUGCUCAACCCCAACAAACCUACUUGCCACCCAGUGGAGAUCUUGGCCAAGAUGGUUACCACUAUCGCGUUGUCAAACGUUAUCGUUUCAGAUCUCAUUAAAUGGUGUAAUAAUCAAUAUUACUGGCGCCGACUGUAAUUGUUUUUUUAUAAACGUUGUUAAUUGUUGUUUGGGUAUCAGCCCAAAGAUUUGUAAUAAAUCAUUUUGU
Molecule: messenger RNA, 581 nt
Organism: Musca domestica (house fly)
Lineage: Eukaryota; Metazoa; Arthropoda; Insecta; Diptera; Muscidae
Exons: 1
Source: RefSeq, a predicted model, not a curated record